AUGUCGCAGGUGUAUAGAAAACAGCUCUGGAGACAAAUUGUUUCCAAAGUCAUUCAGCAAAAGUUGAAAGAGGAGCGUGAAGCCAAGCGGGCUCAGCUGGAUGGAAGACAUGACUAUAUCCUCAGUAUUGUGGCUUCAUGCUUGGGGCUGGAGAAAGCAGAUGUGGAAGAUGCCAUAUUGGAGGGGAAUCAGAUUGACCGCAUGGAGCAAUUUUUCAUGGCUGACGGUCUUCCACACCUAAUGUUCUACUAUCAGGACACUGAACCAACUGGAGCAGCACCAGCACCAGCAGCUACAGCCUCUAUGCCCGCCCAGCCUGUUGCCCAGCAGCCUGGUCACAGCAAGAAGUCCAAAGUGUUUGUAACAGAUGGGAGGGAUGUGGCACUGACCGGAGUGUGUGUCUUCUUCACCAGAGCCAAUACUUCAAAGGCAGUCACCUCUGAGAACAUACACAGAGAUGUGAAUUUCAAUAUGUUGGAUACAACGGAAGGUGGUCUUUUAAAAAGUGUGGAGCAGCUGCUUUCUGAGAUCUUCAUUCCCACACUGAGGAAGAUGAACCACGGCUGGGGAGACGGGACAAGUCCUCAGACCCUGGUCGUCAAACAGGACUUCAUAUCUUCAUUGGAAAGCUUUGUGUCUGUGUUGGUUGGAGCACAGGAGAGCCUUCAGGAAAAGGUUACCUUGAAAGAGUGCGACACCUUUGACUUGAAGGUACUGAAGGGCCCGUCGGACUACGUGGCAGCUGCCAGCAGCACAGAGACCAUAGAGAAGAUAGAGGCCUGCAUGAAAGUCUGGAUCAAACAAAUAGAACAGGUUUUAGCUGAGAGUGACCAGCUUAGAAAGGAGGCUGAUGAUCUUGGCCCUCGGGCUGAGCUGGAGCACUGGAAGAAACGGAUGACUCGCUUCAACUACCUUCUGGACCAGCUGAAGAGCCCUGAUGUCAAAGCUGCUCUGGGUGUGGUCUUGCUGGCUAAAUCUAAGCUCAUAAAGUCAUGGCGGGAACUGGAUGCAAGGAUCACAGAUGGAGUUAAUGAGGCCAAAGACAACGUCAAGUAUCUCUACAGCUUGGAGAAGUUUUGCGACCCGCUCUACAACAGUGACCCUGUAUCAAUGGUGGAUGCAAUCCCAGGUCUGAUCAAUGCCAUCAGGAUGAUUCACAGUAUUUCCCGCUACUACAACACAUCUGAAAAGAUUACAUCACUUUUUGUAAAGGUGACAAACCAGAUGAUCACAGCUUGUAAGGCCUAUAUCACUGAUAAUGGCACAAACUCAAUAUGGGACCAACCUCAGCAAGUCAUUAUUGAGAAAAUCAAAGCUGCCAUUCGCCUAAACCAGGAAUACCAGCGAUGUUUCCACAGAACCAAGGAGAAGCUGGAGCAGACUCCUUCAGAAAGACAGUUUGACUUCAGCGAGAUGUACAUCUUUGGAAAGUUUGACACAUUCCAGCGAAGACUGAACAAGAUCCUCGAAAUGUUCGCCACCAUUUCCACCUACUCCGUUCUAAAGGACUCGAAGAUAGAAGGGCUGGAGACGAUGGCCACCAGGUUUCAAGCUAUUGUGUUAAACAUGAAGAAAAAACAUUACAGUUUUCUAGACCAGAGGAGAAGUGACUUUGAUGUUGACUAUGAGGAAUUCUGCAAAAGCACUUCUGAACUCCACAAUCAACUGAAGAGUUUCAUGGAUAGCACCUUUGAAAAAAUUGAAAAUACAGAAAGGGCUCUAAAUGUGCUGAAGACCUUUCAAAGACUGGGCAUCCCAGAUCUUGGGAUUGAUGAGAAGUAUCAGCAAAUUUUACAAAAUUAUGGCCGGGACAUUGAAAUGGUUUUCCGCAUCUACAUGAAGCAGAAACUUGACCCCCCCAUUGGCAGGGACUUGCCCCCAGUGGCCGGUCGGAUCAUGUGGGCUCGGCAGCUGUACAGCCGUAUACAGGGACCCAUGGAUCUCUUUCAGCAGCAUCCAGGAGUUCUUUCCACAUCAGAGGCAAAAAGGAUCAUCAAGAACUUUAACCGUGUAGCAAGAGCGUUGUUGGAGUUUGAGAUGAUCUACCAUCACAGCUGGAUGAAAAAGAUGGAGGAUGCCAAAGUUGGCCUGCAAGCCUCUCUUCUGGUCAGAUCUCCAGAAACUGGCGAGUUAUUUGUGAACUUUGAUCCAGAGAUUCUGACGCAGAUCAGAGAGGUGAACUGCAUGACAAAGAUGAAUUUGGCAAUCCCUCCCUUUGCUCUUCUACUGCUGCAAAAACAGGACGUCUUUAAGAAACACUACAAUAGAAUACAGCUGAUGUUGAGCGAGAACACUAAAGUGCGUGCCAAGAUUCAGAGUGUCUUUGAACAGCUGGCCAUGCCACAUGUAGCUAAGGUGGAUGAGGCUAUACAACCGGGUUUGACCUCCCUCAACUGGACAUCUCUGAACAUUGACAAGUAUCUCGACCGCAUCGACAAAGCGUUGGCUGAUCUUGAGUUGCUGAUGGACAGAGUGAAUGACCUGGUGGAGUUUAGAAUAGAAGCAGUACUGCAGGAGAUGAGCAUAUCCAACCUGUGUGUCCUGCCAGAGGAUGAGCCUGUGACCUGUGAGGAGUUUGUUCAAACCACCAGGGACCUUUGCAUAAGACAAGCCCAGAAAGUGAACAUGAAGAGCUCACUGGUGGAGGAGGCAGCUAAUGAACUGAUCAACAUGCUGCUAGAGUUUGACCACAAUCAGAGAGAGGAGGUGGAGAAGUUUGAGGAAGAAAGCUGCACAGAGAGCAAGACCAUAGACCACAAUGACAGUGAUGACGAGCGUCUCUUCUCCAGAAACACGCUGCUACGUUCUGCUAGUGUUGGUCCUUCUUCUCCGUUGGUGAGGAGGAAGAAGAAGAGGGACUUGAUGGAAGUGAUGGAGCAGGAAGCCCAGGAGCUGCUGUCCUACUUCAACCACCGUAAUGUGGAUGCCUUGCUCAAAGUGACACGCAACACCCUUGAGAUGUUGCGCAAGCGCAUACAUACGUCCUCGCUCAUACACUUCUCUGGUGCGUCUUCUGCAAGCGACCCAACCAGCCAUGGCAAAAGCAGCGAUCACCAUGCAAUCUUCAGAGUAAACAUGACCCUUUCCAUCCCUAACAUUGUCAUGGUUCCAGCUUUGGAGGAGGUUCAACAGGCUCUAAACCGCGCUGUAGAGUGUGUAGUCAGUGUCAGCAAAGGAGUCAGCCAGUGGAGCAAAGAAAGGAUAUCUAAGAGACAAAUGAAUGAAAGGCGAAUGGCGGCACUGAAACAAGACAGCUCUGAGAGCGAAACAGAGGACGGAGCAACAACAUACAGAAGCUUGGCUGACAUGUCAGCUUCUGUGAUCCAGGCCAUCCCGUUCCAAGCCAGAAAUUACUACAAGAGUGUGUCUGAGAACAAGGAAAUAGCCAAGCUAAUCUCUGUACUUAGCACCUCUAUCACCUCCAGUAAAAAGGAAGUGGUGACCGCUCUACAUCACUUUAGCCGUUACCAUCACAUCUGGAGGAAAGACCGUGAAGAGACCAUGAGGAAAUUUAUCGAGGGGAGUCCCUUGUUAUCGGAGUUUGAGAGCCAGAUUCUUUUCUAUCGAGAUCUAGAGCUGGAAGUAAACUCUGAACCAGAGUAUAUUGCUGUAGGAGCCUUGGCGCUAUUCACAGCACCCUUAAAGAUGUCCCUCUCUGCUGAAAUCAAGAAUUGGAUGGUGGACUACGGACUUUACUGUAACAGGAAAUGUCGCUCAGAGAUGGAGCACAUUUUUGCUUUUGUAGAUGAAGCAGGAAAGAAACUGAAUCGACAAAUCAAAGACCUGGAUGAUAUUCGUAUUGCCAUGGCCGCACUGAAGGAGAUCAGAGAGCACCAGAUAUCUAUUGAUUUUCAAGUUGGGCCCAUAGAGGAGUCCUAUGCCAUGCUCCAUAAGUAUGAACUAUCAGUGGCUAAAGAGGAGGCUGAAAAAGUGGAUACUCUGCGCUACACUUGGGAAAAGCUCUUGUCCCGGAGCACAGAGGUGCAGAACGAGCUGGUCACCUUGCAGCCAAACUUCAGAGAAGAACUGGUCAGCAAUGUGGAGACCUUUCUGGAAGACUGCCAACACUUUUAUCAAGAUUAUGAAAAGGACGGUCCCAUGGUUGUGGGACUUGCACCCCAAGAUGCCAGUGACCGGCUGAUCAUGUUCCAGAAUCGAUUUGACAACCUGUUCAGGAAGUACAUCACUUACACGGGAGGCGAAGAGCUCUUUGGACUUCCUGUUACCCAGCAUCCUCAGCUAUUGGAGAUUAGGAAGCAACUGGCUCUGCUGCAGAAGUUGUACGGCCUUUACAACAAUGUCAUCGAUACAGUUAAUGGCUACUAUGAUAUCCUCUGGGCUGACAUCUGCAUCGAGAAGAUUAAUAAUGAGCUGCUCGACUUUCAGACGAGGUGUCGAAAACUGCCUCGUGCUCUGAAAGAGUGGCAGGCCUUUCAGGAUCUGAAGAAAACAAUUGAUGAAUUCAGUGAGUGCUGCCCCCUGCUGGAACUCAUGACUAACAAAGCAAUGAUGGCCCGGCACUGGAAGAGGAUAACGGAGGUGACUGGCCAUACCUUUGAGGUGGAAACUGAUACAUUCAAGCUGCGUAACAUAAUGGAGGCUCCUCUACUCAAGUAUAAAGAAGAGAUUGAGGAUAUCUGCAUCAGUGCUGUGAAAGAGCGUGAUAUUGAACAAAAGCUGAAGCAAGUGAUCGCUGAGUGGGACAACAAGACUUUUACAUUUGCCAGUUUUAAGACCCGUGGGGAGUUGCUGCUGAGAGGAGACAGCACAUCAGAGAUCAUUGCCAGCAUGGAGGAUAGCCUAAUGAUCUUGGGAUCCCUUAUGAGCAACCGGUACAACACCCCAUUUAAAGCCCAGAUUCAGAAGUGGGUUCAGAAUCUCUCCAACACCACUGAUAUUAUCGAGCACUGGAUGACUGUCCAGAACCUGUGGAUCUAUCUGGAGGCUGUGUUUGUGGGUGGAGAUAUCGCCAAACAGUUGCCUAAGGAAGCAAAGCGUUUCUCUAACAUUGAUAAGUCAUGGGUGAAGAUCAUGAUGCGAGCCCAUGAAAUGCCCAAUGUGGUACAGUCAUGCGUGGGGGAUGAGACCAUGGGACAGCUGCUUCCACAUCUCCUCGAACAGCUGGAGAUCUGUCAGAAGUCUCUAACAGGUUAUCUGGAGAAGAAGCGUCUGCUGUUUCCUCGUUUCUUCUUUGUCUCUGAUCCUGCCCUGCUGGAGAUCCUGGGCCAGGCCUCUGACUCCCACACCAUCCAGGCCCACCUUCUCAAUGUCUUUGACAAUAUCAAGUGUGUCCAGUUUCAUGAAAAGAUAUAUGACCGCAUUCUGGCCGUGUCAUCACGCGAGGGAGAGACUGUGGAGCUCGACCGUCCCGUCACAGCUGAAGGGAACGUGGAGGUGUGGCUCAAUGCUCUGCUGAAAGAAUCCCAGAGGUCUUUGCACCUUGUGAUCAGACAAGCUGCUCUGGCUAUCCAGGACUCUGGCUUCCAGCUAAUUGACUUCCUCAACUCCUUCCCAUCUCAAGUGGGGUUACUGGGUAUUCAGAUGAUUUGGACAAGGGACUCAGAAGAAGCUCUGACCAAUGCCCGAUACGAUCGUCGCAUCAUGUCCAAAACCAACCAGUUCUUCCUGGAUCUCCUUAACACCCUGAUUGACAUGACCACAAGAGACUUGGAGGCUGUGGAGAGGACCAAGUAUGAGACCCUCAUCACUAUUCAUGUCCACCAGAGGGACAUAUUUGAUGAACUGUGCCGGUUGCAUGUCAAAAGCUCCAGUGACUUUGAAUGGCUGAAGCAGUGCCGUUUCUACUUCAAUGAGGACUCAGACAAGAUGAUCAUCAACAUUACAGAUGUGGGCUUUGUCUACCAGAAUGAAUUCUUGGGGUGUACCGAAAGGCUUGUCAUUACACCUUUGACGGACAGGUGUUACAUCACUUUAGCCCAAGCUCUUGGUAUGAGUAUGGGUGGAGCACCUGCUGGUCCAGCUGGAACAGGAAAGACCGAGACCAUAAAAGACAUGGGUCGCUGUUUGGGAAAGUACGUUGUGGUCUUCAACUGCUCUGACCAGAUGGACUUCAGAGGCUUGGGGAGAAUAUUUAAAGGUCUGGCUCAGUCUGGUUCGUGGGGCUGUUUUGACGAGUUCAACCGCAUCGACCUCCCAGUUCUUUCUGUGGCAGCCCAGCAGAUCGCGAUAGUUCUCACCUGCAAGAAGGAACGUCGCAAAAAUUUUGUCUUCACAGAUGGAGACAAUGUGGACAUGAACCCAGAGUUUGGCAUCUUCCUUACCAUGAAUCCAGGUUAUGCAGGUCGUCAGGAGCUUCCUGAAAACCUGAAGAUCAACUUCCGCUCCGUGGCCAUGAUGGUUCCAGACCGUCAAAUCAUUAUUAGGGUAAAACUGGCCAGUUGUGGGUUUAUCGACAACAUGGAGCUUGCACGCAAAUUCUUCACGCUUUACAAGCUGUGCGAGGAGCAACUGUCCAAGCAGGUUCACUAUGAUUUUGGCCUGCGCAACAUUCUGUCAGUUCUGCGAACUCUGGGAGCAGCCAAGCGAGCCAACCCCAGUGAUACAGAGUCUACCAUUGUCAUGAGGGUUCUAAGGGACAUGAACCUUUCAAAACUGAUCGAUGAGGAUGAGCCACUUUUUCUGAGCUUGAUUGAAGACCUCUUCCCGGGCAUCCAACUUGACAAAGCGGGCUACCCUGAACUAGAAGCUGCCAUUGACAAACAGGUGGAGGAUGCAGGCCUAAUCAACCAUCCUCCUUGGAAGCUAAAGGUCAUCCAGCUUUACGAGACUCAAAGAGUCCGACAUGGCAUGAUGGCCCUGGGGCCCAGUGGGGCUGGAAAGACAACUUGUAUACACACGCUUAUGAAAGCUAUGACAGAAUGUGGUCAUUCUCACAGAGAGAUGCGCAUGAACCCCAAAGCCAUUACUGCACCUCAGAUGUUUGGCAGACUAGAUGUGGCCACAAAUGACUGGACUGAUGGCAUCUUCUCUACACUGUGGAGGAAAACACUGAGAGCAAAGAAAGGAGAGCACAUCUGGAUAGUGCUGGAUGGGCCAGUUGACGCCAUCUGGAUUGAAAACCUAAAUUCAGUUUUGGAUGACAACAGAACUCUUACACUCGCAAAUGGAGACCGAAUACCAAUGGCUCCCAACUGCAAGGUGGUAUUUGAGCCGCAUAACAUCGACAAUGCCUCUCCAGCCACCGUCUCACGCAAUGGCAUGGUGUUCAUGAGCUCCUCUGUGCUCACCUGGAUCCCCAUACUAGAGGGCUGGUUGAAGAAACGGUCCCCACAUGAGGCAGAGAUACUGAGAAAGCUCUUCUCUUCGUCUUUCUCCGAGCUCUACCGCUUCUGCGUGCAGUCACUAGAGUUCAAAAUGGACAUGCUAGAGGCCUUUGUAAUCAUGCAAUGCAUAAACAUGCUACAGGGACUCAUACCACCUAGGGAGCAGUGUGGCGAUUUAUCCAGAGAGUUCUUGGAGCGGCUUUAUGUCUUUGCACUAAUGUGGAGCGCUGGGGCCGUACUUGAACUGGAUGAUCGGAGGAAGAUGGAAAUCUGGCUUAGAGGAAACAGGAGUAUUCAUCUAAACUUGCCAGACAUUCCUCCUGACAGUGAGGACACCAUGUUUGACUACUAUGUCACAGCAGAUGGUCACUGGGUCCAUUGGAACACCAGAGUGGAGGAAUACAUUUAUCCAUCUGAAUUCACACCAGAGUACAGCUCAAUUUUGGUCCCCAAUGUGGACAACGUUAGAACAGACUUCCUAACCCAGACUAUUGCAAAGCAAGGCAAGGCUGUUUUGCUAAUUGGAGAGCAAGGAACAGCCAAGACUGUUAUCAUCAAGAGCUACAUGUCAAAGUAUGACCCUGAGACCCACAUAGGCAAGAGUCUCAACUUCUCUUCUGCUACUACACCACUAAUGUUCCAGAGGUCUGUUGAGAGCUAUGUUGAUAAGAGGAUGGGGACCACUUAUGGACCGCCUGCUGGGAAGAAAAUGUCAAUUUUUAUAGAUGACAUCAACAUGCCUGUCAUCAAUGAGUGGGGAGACCAGGUGACUAAUGAGAUUGUCAGGCAGCUGAUGGAACAGAAUGGUUUCUUCAAUCUGGAAAAACCGGGAGAGUUCACAAAUAUUGUGGAUGUUCAGUUCCUGGCAGCAAUGAUUCAUCCUGGAGGGGGCCGUAAUGACAUACCACAGAGACUGAAAAGGCAGUUCUCAAUCUUUAACUGCACGCUGCCCUCCAAUGCUUCGAUAGACAAGAUAUUUGGCGUGAUCGGUGAGGGCCACUUUUGCACAGGACGUGGUUUUAGCGAGGAGGUCCAGAGCACUGUACCUCGUUUGGUUUCCCUCACGCGUCGUCUCUGGCAGCUGACUAAGGUCAAGAUGCUUCCGACUCCUGCAAAGUUCCACUACAUCUUUAACCUGAGGGAUCUCUCCAGGAUCUGGCAAGGCAUGCUCAGCACCAAUGCUGAAGUUGUCACCUCUGUCCAGACGUUGAUGGCACUUUGGAAACAUGAGUGCAAGCGUGUGAUAGCGGAUCGAUUCACGAUGCCUGAUGAUGUGGAGUGGUUUGACCAGGCUCUGGUAAAGCUGGUGGAAGAACAUCUUGGUGAAGAGCACAAGAAUAUGGUGGACUAUGUAGCAGAAAGAUAUUUUGUUGACUUCUUGCGAGAUGCCCCCGAGGCCACAGGGGAAGAACCAGAAGACUCAGACUUUGAUUUGCCCAAAGUGUACGAGCCUAUUGAAUCAUUUGAGGCUUUAAAGGACCGUCUGAACAUGUUCCUAAGCCAUUACAAUGAAAGCAUUAGGGGUACUGGCAUGGAUAUGGUCUUCUUUCAGGAUGCUAUGAUACAUUUGGUCAAGGUGUCGAGGAUAAUCCGAACACCGGGAGGUAAUGCCCUGCUGGUGGGGGUUGGGGGUUCUGGCAAACAGAGCCUGACCAGAUUGGCCUCGUUCAUAGCUGGAUACAAGAUCUUCCAGAUCACGCUCACACGCUCAUACAAUACAUCCAACCUGAUGGAUGACCUGAAGAGUUUGUACAGAACAGCUGGCCAGCAUGGAAAAGGCAUCAGCUUCAUCUUUACUGACAACGAAAUAAAAGACGAGUCCUUCUUGGAGUACAUGAAUAAUGUGCUGUCAUCUGGAGAGGUGUCCAACUUGUUUGCCCGUGACGAAAUAGAUGAUAUCCUCAAUGAUCUCAUCCCUGUCAUGAAGCGAGAGUUUCCCCGGCGACCUCCAACCAACGGAAACCUGUACGAUUACUUCAUGUCACGAGUUCGACAUAAUCUCCACGUCAUUCUGUGCUUUUCCCCUGUUGGGGAGAAGUUCCGGAACCGAGCGUUGAAGUUUCCGGCGCUGAUCUCUGGUUGCACCAUGGACUGGUUCAGCCGCUGGCCCAAAGAUGCACUGGUUGCAGUUUCAGAGCACUUCCUGUCUGUUUAUGACAUAGACUGCUCAGCCCAGGUUAAAUGUGAGGUAGUUCAGUGCAUGGGCUCCUUCCAGGAUGGUGUAGCAGAGAAAUGUGUGGACUACUUCCAGAGAUACCGACGCUCCACCCAUGUCACACCCAAGUCUUAUUUGUCCUUCAUUCAAGGCUACAAAACCAUCUAUAAAGAAAAGAGGUCUGAAGUUCAGACUUUGGCCAACAGGAUGAAUACUGGUCUCCAAAAGCUGAAGGAGGCAUCGGUGUCAGUGGCAGCUCUCAGCAAAGAACUGGAGUUGAAAGAGAAGGAGCUACAGAUUGCCAAUGACAAGGCUGAUAUGGUGUUGAAGGAGGUGACAGUAAAAGCCCAGGCAGCAGAGCGAGUGAAGGUAGAGGUACAAAAGGUGAAGGACAAGGCGCAGGCCAUUGUGGACAGCAUUUCAGCUGACAAGGCCAUCGCUGAGGAGAAACUCGAAGCUGCCCGGCCAGCUCUCGAGGAGGCAGAGGCUGCGCUGCAGACAAUUAAACCGUCAGAUAUUGCCACAGUACGGACACUCGGUCGCCCCCCUCACCUCAUCAUGCGGAUCAUGGACUGCGUGCUGCUGCUCUUCCAGAGGAAGGUCAACCCUGUGAAAGUUGACCCAGAGAAGAACUGCAACACUCCUUCAUGGCAGGAGUCAUUAAAACUCAUGACUGCUGGAAACUUCCUGGGCAGUCUGCAGCAAUUCCCCAAGGACAGCAUUAAUAGGGAAACUGUGGAGCUCCUGCAGCCUUAUUUCGAAAUGCCUGACUACAACAUCGAAACAGCCAAGAGGGUGUGUGGCAAUGUAGCUGGCAUAGCAUCCUGGACCAAAGCCAUGGCUUCCUUCUUUUCCAUCAACAAAGAGGUCUUGCCCUUGAAGGCUAACUUGGCCGUGCAGGAGAAUCGUCUGACCAUAGCUAAUGCAGACCUUCAGAAAGCUCAGGCUGAGCUAGACGCCAAGCAGGCAGAGCUUGAUGUGGUACAGGGGGAAUAUGAGAAAGCAAUGAUGGAGAAACAGACGCUGCUGGAGGAUGCUGAGCGCUGCAGACACAAGAUGCAGACAGCGUCCAGUCUCAUCAGCGGUCUCGCUGGCGAGAAGGAGAGAUGGACGGAACAGAGCAAAGAGUUUGCUGUCCAAACCAAACGGCUCGUGGGUGAUGUUCUUCUGGCCACAGCCUUUCUUUCUUACUCAGGACCUUUCAAUCAGGAGUUUCGUAACCUUCUACUGAACGACUGGCAGCGAGAGCUGAAGCAACGUUACAUCCCGUUUGGUAACAACCUCAAUCUGACUGAACUGCUCAUUGAUGCGCCCACAGUUAGUGAAUGGAACCUUCAGGGUUUGCCAAAUGAUGACCUGUCCAUUCACAAUGGCAUUAUUGUAACCAAAGCUGCCCGCUUCCCCCUCCUUAUUGACCCACAGACACAGGGAAAAAUCUGGAUCAAGAACAAAGAAGCCAAGAAUGAGCUACAGAUCACCUCACUGAAUCACAAGUACUUCAAGAACCACCUAGAGGACAGUUUGUCUCUUGGUCGACCCCUUUUGAUUGAGGAUGUGGGGGAGGAGUUGGACCCUGCGCUUGACAACAUACUUGAGAAAAACUUCAUCAAAACCGGCUCCACUUACAAGGUGAAGCUUGGUGACAAAGAAGUGGAUGUGAUGAAGGGCUUCAGGUUGUAUAUGACCACCAAGCUGCCUAACCCGGCUUACACUCCUGAAAUAAGUGCUCGCACCUCCAUCAUUGACUUCACUGUCACCAUGAGAGGACUGGAGGACCAGCUGCUGGGCAGAGUCAUCCUCACUGAAAAGCAGGAAUUGGAGAAGGAGAGGACAGACCUCUUGGAAGAUGUGACAUCUAACAAGAGAAAGAUGAAGGAACUAGAAGACAGUCUUCUCUACCGACUGACGAGCACACAGGGUUCCUUGGUUGAUGAUGAGAGUCUGAUUCUUGUCCUUAGCAACACAAAGUGUACGGCUGAAGAAGUCACUCAGAAGUUACAGAUUGCCGCAGAGACUGAGAUCCAGAUCAACGCAGCCAGAGAGGAGUACCGGCCAGUGGCCACCAGGGGCAGCAUCCUGUACUUCCUGAUUACAGAGAUGAGUAUGGUGAAUGUCAUGUAUCAGACGUCUCUUAGACAGUUCCUGGGACUUUUUGACCUUUCUCUGGCCAGGUCUUCUAAAAGCCCUAUCACAAGUAAACGGAUCGCCAACAUCAUAGAGUUCAUGACCUUUGAAGUUUAUAAGUACGCAGCACGGGGCCUGUAUGAGGACCACAAGUUUCUUUUCACUUUGCUGAUGACGCUGAAGAUAGACAUGCAGAGCAACAAGGUCAAACACGAGGAGUUCCUCACACUCAUCAAAGGAGGUGCAUCCUUGGAUCUGAAGGCUUGCCCCCAGAAACCAGCUAAAUGGAUCCUUGACAUGACCUGGCUAAAUCUUGUAGAGCUCAGCAAACUUUGGCAGUUCGCUGAUAUACUGGAUCAGAUAAGUCGUAACGAGAAACAGUGGAAGGCUUGGUUUGACAAGGAGGCCCCAGAGGAGGAAGUAGUCCCAAACUCCUAUGACCAGUCUCUUGACUGUUUUAGAUGGCUGCUCCUCAUACGCUGCUGGUGUCCUGACAGGACCAUCGCACAGGCCCGUAAAUACAUAAUGGAUGCAGUAGGGGAGAAAUACACUGAAGGGGUGAUUCUUGAUUUAGAGAAGAUGUGGGAGGAGUCGGACCCACGAACACCUCUCAUCUGCUUCCUUUCAAUGGGCUCAGAUCCAACUGACUCCAUUAUAGCACUCGGGAAGAAGCUGAAAAUCGAGACCCGUUAUGUAUCCAUGGGUCAAGGACAAGAGGUCCACGCACGCAAGCUUCUGCAGCAAACUAUGGCUAAUGGUGGCUGGGCCUUACUCCAGAAUUGCCACCUGGGUUUGGACUUCAUGGAUGAGCUCAUGGACACUGUGACAGAGACAGACUUUGUCAACGACAGCUUCCGCCUUUGGAUGACCACUGAGGUCCACAGACACUUUCCCAUCACACUUCUCCAGAUGUCCAUCAAGUUCACCAAUGAACCACCACAGGGCCUCAAGGCAGGGCUUAAGAGGACAUAUGGCGGUAUAAACCAGGACCUUUUGGAUGUCAGUAACAUGGCGCAGUGGAGGCCGAUGCUGUAUGCAGUAGCCUUUCUUCACAGCACAGUUCAGGAGAGAAGGAAAUAUGGCCCCCUGGGAUGGAAUAUUCCCUAUGAGUUCAACCAGGCUGAUUUUAAUGCCACUGUUCAGUUUGUUCAAAACCACCUUGAUGACAUGGAUAUUAAGAAGGGUGUGUCCUGGAACACAGUUCGAUACAUGAUUGGAGAGAUUCAAUACGGUGGUCGUGUGACCGACGACUAUGACAAGCGCCUCCUCAACACCUUUGCCAAGGUGUGGUUCAGUGAGGAAAUGUUUGGACCUGCAUUUAGCUUCUACAAGGGCUACAGCAUCCCAAAGUGCUCCAGUGUUGACCAGUAUCUAACAUACAUUCAGGUCAGUCUCUAA
Messenger RNA from Pundamilia nyererei, 12960 nucleotides. It is a transcript of the gene dnah5, whose product is annotated as dynein, axonemal, heavy chain 5. Gene Ontology annotation, cellular component: axonemal dynein complex. Lineage: Eukaryota; Metazoa; Chordata; Actinopteri; Cichliformes; Cichlidae. Gene Ontology annotation, molecular function: dynein light intermediate chain binding; ATP binding; ATP hydrolysis activity. The record is from RefSeq and is a predicted model, not a curated record. Bases 1 to 12960 code for a protein of 4319 amino acids. Gene Ontology annotation, biological process: microtubule-based movement. The transcript has 82 exons.